GUCCGUAAUAAUUUCGGCAGAAACGUCUCAACUUUCCUUCCGUCUUGAUGUUACAAACAGACCUUGCUGCGGAGGGUAAAACAACAACAACAGACCAUAACACUACACCACCCCGGACCAAACGCUACACCUUCAACCGGAGUGUACCUAACCCGAAACCCUUUGACCGUUCCGUUUGCUGAUGGGCCGUUUGUUUUCAACAACAGCUGCAACGGUAGACCAUCCCCAAGGUUACCAGCUGGAGCUGUACUUAAAAGCUACAAUGCAAAAGGUUUGGAGCAUCAGUUGCGAAUGUGCCCAGCAAGAAGUGGCACCAGAGUGCAGUGAGGUGAAGUUCUGUGAACUGUGAUAGUGUUAAUAAGUUGUGUGUGAAACCCUGUGAAAGUUGUGGACAAUCAUUUCCAAAAUGUUGUUCCUCAACCGUUGGAGUAUAUCCUUGUUAGUUGUUCUACUAGCGUUGGACGCCGGAGUCGAUGCUUUCAAAUACUACAAGCGCAUGGGCCCACAUCGGUUCAGGCCCGUCUUUACUGGACCGAUCCGUGGAUCACGGUUUGGAUUUGUAAGAGCAGAGAACCCCAACGCCGAUGGGGCGAUGGACGCGCCCAAGUCGGGUGAGGAAAGCUCGGAAACGGUACCAGCGCAAGCGCCCGCAAUGAGCGACAUGGCAGUCCACGACCCGAAUGCACCUCAGAUGCGUGAAAUGGUUCACGAUAGUCCGCAUCCGGUCGAGAUCGAUAUGGGUCCGGGCAUGCAGGCACGCGUCAUGGGCUUCGAGGGUGAGCUGGAUGAGGGCAACUUUGGCCGAGCGGCAGAGGACGACGACAACGAGGAGGACGGUUCUUCCAAGUUCAGACACUUCAAGAAACACAAGAAACAUAAGCACGUCAUCCACACCCAUCAUCACUAUCACCACAAGAAGGGAUACGGUGGACAUGGAGGCGGCUACGGACACGGUGGAGGAUAUGGACACCAUGGACAUGGUCACGGAUACGGCAAGCAUGGGCACGGUGGUGGCCAUGGAUAUCACGACGACCAUGAUGGAGACGAUGAUUACGAGCCCACCUAUGGUCAUCACGGACGGUAUCGCCGUUCACCGAUGAGUGAGACGUCCGGGCUGAAGGACGGGGAGGAGACUCCGGUUGCUCAGGCUUUAGAUCGUAACGCGCCAACACAUUCAUCCCAGGACCAUCCUGCCCCGGACGAGCUAGGCAGCCCAACAUCGCCACUGGCCGAGCCCGGUGCACCCGUUUACCGACAGUCCGUCAGCCGAAGGCAGCUGGUGCGCACCAAGAACGAGCGACUGGCACAGAUUGGGCGAGAUCGAGCACAACGAGCGAACAGUCCCGGCGAACCGAUCGUUCGUGCCGUAAGAAAUUUGAUAUUCAACCGCAAUGAUCCGCGUAUGACGGAACCGUUCGGCGGACGGCAACCAGCGGCCAACGCGGGCACUAGGCGCAAACAGCGUCAGAAGCUGCGGCAGCGUAUCCAAGAUCCACAUGCGAAAACGCGCCCAAUCGAGGCGUUCCAAAAUGCGAUCAAAACCAUCCGUUACCGGAUGAUGACAACGACCACGCCCGCCCCGACGACAAUGGCCAGCAGGUGGAUGGGAGGCAGACGCAUAGGAGGACGCCCCAAGAAUAACCGUUCUCCGUCCGGUAUGGUAUCCGCGACCUUCCGGCCACCGGCUAGUGCUGCUACACCGGCCGCACCGCCUCCGCCUCCACCACCGCCAGCACCGAUCAACUGUGCCGAGUGUCGUCGAUUGUGCAAUCCCCGGGGACGGGCACGAUCGCGACCGCUCGGUGGACAGCGUCGCGGAGGACAAGCCAUGGUAGCGAGUGCUCCUGCCCCGGUCGAAGGGGACGUGGUUGCCAAUGCAGGUCCCGCCGAGGGGGGUUAUUGGUUGCCAAACCUUUUCAGCAAUUUGUUAAACGAACCGAUGGUUGGUAGCUCCGGCCCGGGCGGUGAAGGUUCCUAUCCAAUCGCAGGUAUUUUAGAUAGCUUGUUCUUCGAUGCACCCGGUGGCAAUGGAAUGGUAGCGGCGGCUCAAGAUCAAAACGGACCGUUGACAUCUUUUUGGUCGAACUUGUUCAGCAACAAUGACGACAGGGUGUCGGCAAAGCGAGACUAUGGGGACGAAAAUCUGCCGUACUGUGAGGAUGUAUAA
Messenger RNA from Anopheles merus, 2167 nucleotides. RefSeq names its product glycine, alanine and asparagine-rich protein-like. Lineage: Eukaryota; Metazoa; Arthropoda; Insecta; Diptera; Culicidae. The coding region runs from base 407 to 2167 and encodes 586 amino acids. The record is from RefSeq and is a predicted model, not a curated record. The transcript has 5 exons.